AUGGCAACCAUUAAGUUGCCAUUCAAAGACUCCUCGCUUAACAUCACGCUGAAACCUCUCCUUAAACGGGUUUAUUCAUGCGGUAAAAGAGGUUUCCAGCCAGAGACCGGGCGAGGCAAAGACCAGCGUAUAGAGGCGGAGGACAAGCGUAGGGAGACUCUCUCCGCACACAACAUUGUUCCCUGCCCCGAUGCAAAAGAUACUGCAAUUGUCGUGGGAGCAAGAACACAAAAGAAAGAAAAUGUUGUUGCAAAAGACAAAGCGCUGGAGGCUAAAGCAACAUCGGGGAAGAAAUAUGAGAAUAUCAACACCAAGACAGGCAAACACACCCGCACGUCUAUAUCCACACGCGGACACCCGACUGUUGUAUCCGAACACACAAUAUGUCCUUUUGCGCCAUCUUAUAUGAGACCACUCUAUGUAACGGAUAUCGCUGGAGGAAAAGCUCCGUUAGAACACAAGAGUGAUAACACUGUCAAUAUCGCCAUGGCUCCGAUCCUCAUGACAGAAAAAUUCAUGAUAGCUCUGCUCUACGAGGAGAGCUUCAAGCUGGGAGAAGGGUCGUUUGGCAGUGUGUAUCUUGUCAAAUACGAGGGCCAGCAGGCCGCACUCAAGGUGGGGUUUUCGCAGCUCCAAUCCGAGUCCUUCAGGGCUGAGCGCGAAUUCCUGCAGGAGUUGAAUGGCGCGGGAGGCAGUCCGCAGGUGCUAGGAUACUGCCUGGACCCGCCAGCGCUGCUCAUGACCUACUGCAGGGGCCUGGACUUGCUCGAGGUGGCGGAGGCUCAGCCGAGCGACGGCAUAUGUCUCAGCAUCGCCCUCAAGGUGUGUCAGGCCAUGAAGGAGGUCCACGAGGCCGGCAUUGUCCACUGCGACCUCAAGCCGGACAACAUCCUGGUGGAGAUGAGCGAGAAGGGCGAACCGCAGGAGGUCCACAUCAUCGACUUCGGUCUGGCCUGUCGCUUCGGCCACACCUACCGCCGAAGGAUCAACAAGUACGAAUAG
Messenger RNA from Penaeus chinensis, 1002 nucleotides. RefSeq names its product serine/threonine-protein kinase shk1/pak1-like. Gene Ontology annotation, biological process: protein phosphorylation. NCBI's taxonomy places the organism in Eukaryota, Metazoa, Arthropoda, Malacostraca, Decapoda, Penaeidae. Gene Ontology annotation, molecular function: ATP binding; protein kinase activity. The record is from RefSeq and is a predicted model, not a curated record. The transcript has 5 exons. The coding region runs from base 1 to 1002 and encodes 333 amino acids.